This is a messenger RNA of Pollicipes pollicipes, 3450 nucleotides long. Its product is annotated as sodium/potassium-transporting ATPase subunit alpha-like. NCBI's taxonomy places the organism in Eukaryota, Metazoa, Arthropoda, Thecostraca, Pollicipedomorpha, Pollicipedidae. Gene Ontology annotation, molecular function: ATP hydrolysis activity; ATP binding; P-type sodium:potassium-exchanging transporter activity. Gene Ontology annotation, biological process: sodium ion export across plasma membrane; potassium ion import across plasma membrane; intracellular sodium ion homeostasis. The record is from RefSeq and is a predicted model, not a curated record. Gene Ontology annotation, cellular component: plasma membrane.
CGCCGCCCCUCACUCACCGCCCGGCCCGCUAGCGUCGCUGGCGUCUGUUGUGAGGAAGCCCAGCAGCGCGUCGCCGGCGUCAUCAGCGCGCCGGAGCGACCCCCAGGUCGCCGGACUGAGUGCAGUGUAUUAGGAGCGCCCCUGAGCGCGCCUGACCCGCACCGUAGCCAUGGACUCGAAGAGGCAGAAGCCUGAAAAGAAGAACAAGAAGUCCAAGAAGGGAGAUGAGCGGAACCUGGAUGACCUCAAGCAGGAGUUGGUGCUCGAUGAGCACAUUAUUUCUCUUGAGGAGCUCCAGCAAAGACUCGGGAACCAAUGUCGAGAGGGGUCUAACGGAGUCACGGGCGCGGGAGAACCUGGAACGGUAUGGCCCGAACGCGCUCACGCCGCCCAAGAAGAUCCCCGAGUGGGUCAAGUUCUGCAAGAACCUGUUCUAUGGGUUCUCGCUGCUGCUCUGGAUCGGGGCCAUCCUGUGCUUCGUGGCGUACUCGAUCCAGGCGGGCACGUUCGAGGAGCCGCCAGAUGAUAACCUGUACCUGGGUAUCGUGCUCUCCGCCGUCGUCAUCAUCACCGGCUGCUUCUCCUAUUACCAAGAGUCGAAAAGCUCCCGUAUCAUGGAAUCCUUCAAGAACAUGGUGCCGCAGUACGCUCUGGUCGUCCGCGACGGCAACAAGUCGACGGUUCGCGCAGAGGAGCUGACGCUCGGCGACCUGGUCGAGAUCAAGUUUGGAGACCGCGUGCCGGCCGACGUCCGCAUCAUCGAGGCGCGCAACAUGAAGGUGGACAACUCGUCGCUGACCGGCGAGUCGGAGCCGCAGAGCCGCAACGCCGAGUACACGGCCGAGAACCCGCUCGAGACCAAGAACCUGGCCUUCUUCUCCACUAACGCCGUCGAGGGGACCUGCAAGGGUAUCGUGAUCAACAUCGGCGACAACACUGUGAUGGGUCGGAUCGCCGGCUUGGCCUCCAGCCUGGACACUGGCUCGACCCCGAUCGCGCGUGAGAUCGAGCACUUCAUCCACAUCAUCACCGGCGUGGCCGUCUUCCUCGGCGUCACCUUCUUCAUCAUUGCGCUCAUCCUCGGAUACAACUGGCUGGACGCUGUCAUCUUCCUGAUCGGUAUCAUCGUGGCGAACGUGCCGGAGGGCCUGCUGGCUACGGUGACGGUGUGCCUGACGCUGACCGCCAAGCGUAUGGCCUCCAAGAACUGCCUGGUGAAGAACCUUGAGGCCGUGGAGACCCUCGGAUCCACCUCCACCAUCUGCUCCGACAAGACGGGCACGCUCACGCAGAACCGUAUGACGGUGGCGCACAUGUGGUUCGACAACCAGAUCAUCGAGGCGGACACGACAGAGGACCAGUCCGGCGCCUCGUACGACCGCAACACGGAGGGCUGGAAGGCACUGUCGCGCGUGGCCGCCCUCUGCAACCGGGCCGAGUUCAAGGUCGGACAGGAGAGCAUGCCCAUCCUGAAGAGGGAUGUCAACGGUGACGCGUCAGAGGCGGCGCUGCUCAAGUGCUGCGAGCUCGCAAUGGGCAACGUCAUGGGCUACCGCGAUCAGUACAAGAAGGUCUGCGAGGUGCCCUUCAACUCCACCAACAAGUUCCAGGUAUCUGUCCACGACUUCCGCCACGAGACGCCGAACAACCCCAACUUCCUGGUGAUGAAGGGAGCUCCCGAGCGCAUCCUGGACCGCUGCUCCACCAUCCUGCUGAACGGCCAGGAGAAGCCACUGGACCAGGAGAUGAAGGACGCCUUCAACAACGCCUACUUGGAGCUCGGAGGACUCGGAGAGCGUGUGCUAGGGUUCUGCGAUUUCUCGCUCCCCGGCAAGGACUACCCCAGCGACUAUCCAUUUGACAGCGACGAGAUCAACUUCCCGCUGGAGGGGCUCCGCUUCGUCGGCCUCAUGUCCAUGAUCGACCCGCCGCGCGCCGCCGUGCCCGACGCCGUGGCCAAGUGCCGCUCGGCUGGCAUCAAGGUCAUCAUGGUUACCGGCGAUCAUCCGAUCACGGCCAAGGCCAUUGCCAAGAGUGUCGGCAUCAUCUCGGAGGGCAACGAGACUGUGGAGGACAUCGCGCAGCGUCUGAACAUUCCGGUGGGCGAGGUGAAUCCUCGCGAGGCGAAGGCGGCCGUCGUGCACGGCUCCGAGCUUCGCGACAUCAGCGCCGACGACCUGGACGACAUCCUCACCCACCACACGGAGAUCGUGUUCGCGCGCACGUCACCGCAGCAGAAGCUCAUCAUCGUGGAGGGCUGCCAGCGCCAGGGCGCCAUCGUGGCCGUGACGGGCGAUGGCGUCAAUGACUCGCCCGCGCUCAAGAAGGCGGACAUCGGCGUCGCCAUGGGUAUCGCUGGAUCGGACGUGUCGAAACAGGCCGCCGACAUGAUCCUGCUAGACGACAACUUCGCCUCCAUCGUCACUGGUGUCGAGGAGGGCCGCCUGAUUUUCGACAACCUGAAGAAGUCGAUCGCCUACACGCUGACGUCCAACAUUCCCGAGAUCUCGCCAUUCCUCUUCUUUAUUCUGCUGGACAUUCCCCUGCCUCUGGGAACCGUCACCAUUCUCUGCAUCGACUUGGGCACGGACAUGGUUCCUGCCAUUUCUCUGGCUUACGAGAAGGCCGAGUCGGACAUCAUGAAGAGACAGCCGCGUAAUCCGCUUACAGACAAACUGGUCAACGAAAGGCUCAUCUCGAUAGCGUACGGCCAGAUCGGCAUGAUCCAGGCGGCGGCCGGCUUCUUCAGCUACACGGUCAUCAUGGCUGAGAACGGUUUCCUACCGUGGGAUCUGUCCGGCCUGCGCAAGUCCUGGGACUCCAAGGCCGUCAAUGAUCUCAAGGACUCCUACGGCCAGGAAUGGACGUACGCCGACCGCAAGGUGCUCGAGUACACGUGCCACACGUCCUUCUUCGUGGCGAUCGUGAUCGUGCAGUGGGCCGAUCUUAUCAUCUGCAAGACGCGCCGCAACUCCAUCGUCCAGCAGGGCAUGACCAACUGGGCGCUCAACUUCGGCCUGCUGUUCGAGACGGCGCUGGCCGCCUUCCUCUCGUACACGCCGGGCAUGGACAAGGGCCUGCGCAUGUACCCACUCAGGUUCGUCUGGUGGCUGCCGCCGCUGCCCUUCUCGCUCCUCAUCUUCAUCUACGACGAGUGUCGCCGGUUCGUCCUGCGACGCAACCCCGGCGGCUGGGUGGAGAACGAGACCUACUAUUGAGGCCGUCGACCGCCCGGCGCUGUAGUCACGCGCGGCCCGCACUCCGCUGCGUCUAGCUCGUUGGACAUUGGUACGGCAGCGCCGCCUCGCGGCCGCCGCCGGAAACUUGCCUCGCCAGCCGGGGCGCUUCGCAAUAUAGAGGUGUCGGCGCCCCUCGCGGAUCGAAGGCUGCUGUUUUACUCCUGUGUUUUAUGUUGUCACUAAAUAUAUGCGAGUUUGUUGCUCCCAUCUC